Molecule: messenger RNA, 630 nt
Organism: Mitosporidium daphniae
Lineage: Eukaryota; Fungi; Microsporidia
Product: autophagy-related protein 3
Exons: 3
Coding region: 1-630 (209 amino acids)
Biological process (GO): nucleophagy; autophagosome assembly; autophagy of mitochondrion
Cellular component (GO): cytoplasmic ubiquitin ligase complex; cytosol
Molecular function (GO): Atg8-family ligase activity
Source: RefSeq, a predicted model, not a curated record
AUGCUAAAUACAAAUCUGAUUUCCAGAGUCGGCGAGAUCUUUGUCCCAUUGCUCAAGGAAUCGAUUAUUGAAACAGGACGAAUCACGCCGGAGGAGUUCAUCGCUUCCGGGGACAAUCUGACCCAAAAGUUCCUAUCAUGGUCGUGGCAAGGCGUGCCGAUGCCAUCGCACAAGGCCUCUUCCCUGCCGAUCUCCUGGCCAUUAGGCCAUAAAGUCAAUGGCGUUUCCUAUUUGCCUCCAGACAAGCAGUAUUUGAUGGCAAAAAGGGUCCUGUGCCUUUCAAGAGCCUCGGCGUCGUCGUCCAACACAAAGGAGGACCAGCAGCCCGCAGAAGCAGAGUUUACUUCCAUUUCCUCAGAAGAGGCGAUUAUUGACAACGAUCCCGUAUGUUUUUGGCCCACUAAUCCAGUAGGACCGGACGACUCGCCACUGUCGCACAGUCAGAUUUACGAGGACAUUUCUGCUGAGCAUGCGAGGAAAACGGUGACAAUUGAGUCGCAUCCCUUUCUGCCGCUGUCAACAGCAUCUAUCCACCCAUGUAGACAUGCCUCUGUCAUGUGUUCGAUGAUCAAGAUGCUUAAAGGCACAGCUGGCGCUGGCAGUUCUGUUCCGUUUCCAAGCGAAAGGUAG